AUGAUCGAAUACAAACAUUAUGGUCUGAUACGUGAUCGAAUCAAACGUGGCCUACACAUCAACUUUGACCACAAUGCCGUCUUGUCCAUAUGUAUUUCAAGAAACAUUGAUCAGGAUACAUUCGACACUGUGUACAAGAGAUAUCAAUCAUACUUUGACAAGAGCAAUUCAUAUUACAAUGCAAUCAAACAUGAUAAUUUGGUUGUCGUGAAGACAUUGUUCCAUCAGACCUAUCCCGUGACCUUUGAACGAGUCGAUCUGUUACUCAAGUUUGCAUUGUUGGGCGAUGGCUUCAGUGUGCUCAAGUACUUUAUGGACUCUGGACUGUUUAACAACAGCAUCUUGUGGCAGAAGGUGAAUGAAAGUGAUCAGAUGUACUGGGACAAAGUGUACAGGGCACCUCCCUCGUCCAUUCGACAUAUACUUGAUCUAGGCCACUUUCCACAACCACUCAUUGAUCAUAUCAAGUCACUUGCCAAUCAAUAUGUAUUCGAUCUGAUGUUGAAAGGAGAUCUACAACUGAUCAAUGAUCUAAUGUUCAAGGAUGGAGUCAGGCUGUUUGGAGGACCCAUCACAAGUAAGAUGUUGUUGCCCUUCGACUUCCCACCAGCUGAGCAACUGGCACACUUCCAACGAAUGUUGCCAAACUCCACAACCGCCACCUCGGCCGAGACGAGCGAUGUGAUUGCAAAGUCAAAAGAGCGAGUGACGAAGAUAUCAAUCCCGAAAGAGUACAUUGAUCAUCAUGGACUGGACAUUGGCGAUGAUGCACGUACGAUCUUUGUCAAACUCAACAAUCUGGCGAUUGAUUUGAAGGGUGAUAUUCGUGAUGAACUUGGACUGGCCUCGUACACCGUCUCCCAAUACAUCAUCACUGGUGACUACAUGCUCUUGCCACACAUGAUAUCCACUCACAUCAAGUGGCCCCCAACAAGAUUUCACAAUACUGUUGGAGAUGUUAAUGAACUUUUCAGGCUGAUUAUCAUACAAGGCAAUAUUAUCCAGGCACUGGUAUCAUACGAGAUCUUGAACAAUAUGUUUGAGAGUCUGCCUCAAGAUGACGAGAAUCGUCCAACACCAGCAUCAUCAUUCCCAUCAAAUUCAUUUUAUUAUUCAUUGUUCAACAAUUUUGUAAAGGCCAAUGACAUGACAAAGAGUCAUCCAAUCAUCCAAUACUUCAUCAGCAAGAACAGGAAUCAUCGACCAAUUCCCAAGGACCAUGAAGAAGAUUAUUUCCGAGGAACACAAAGUUUGAAAUAUUGUUUAAUGUCUGGUUCAAACUACCAUAGCCUAUGUACCGAGAUGGGAAAUGUCGUCCUCCAGCUCCACCACAUUGAACAAUUGAUCCGAGACCAUCCCGAGCUUCUUGGCAGGACCAACUUUGCACUCAUGGUUCAGGUAGUGGCAUUCUAUGGUCGAGCCGACUUGCUCCAGGCACUCAUUGAUCGUGCUCCACAUAAUUGUAUCAAGAAGACAAUAGGGGAUAAAAUGGCCAAUGACAAAUAUUCAACAAGUCGUAGCUUGGAUGUCAUCAAACUGUUUGGCAAUCAUCGAGUGCUCAAGUUUGGCACUGACACGAAUAUGAUCAAAAGUGGACUCUUUGGAGAUUUGGACAUGUUUGAUUAUCUUGGAGUACAUUGCCAACUUCAUGGAGGACAAGAAGGCGCAAAGUCGAUUGUUUGUGACCAUUGUGUUGGAGUCUGCCAUCCUCAAUCAUCGUGUUGA
Acytostelium subglobosum LB1 is the source of this 1725-nucleotide messenger RNA. RefSeq lists its product as hypothetical. Lineage: Eukaryota; Evosea; Eumycetozoa; Acytosteliales; Acytosteliaceae. The transcript has a single exon. The record is from RefSeq and is a predicted model, not a curated record. Bases 1 to 1725 code for a protein of 574 amino acids.